Molecule: messenger RNA, 2011 nt
Organism: Hippocampus zosterae (dwarf seahorse)
Lineage: Eukaryota; Metazoa; Chordata; Actinopteri; Syngnathiformes; Syngnathidae
Gene: gid4
Product: GID complex subunit 4 homolog
Exons: 6
Coding region: 198-887 (229 amino acids)
Biological process (GO): negative regulation of gluconeogenesis; protein catabolic process in the vacuole; protein targeting to vacuole
Cellular component (GO): GID complex; extrinsic component of membrane
Source: RefSeq, a predicted model, not a curated record
UACUACAUGUCCCAGAAGGCCUCUCGAUAUUGCAGUAACCAAUAAAAGGACCCGCACAUCGGUCAGCUGUCGACCAAUCAGAUUUCGGGACGCUGAACUAGCCAUUCAGAGCCCUGCUGAGGUCGCCGGUCAAAAUUAAUUGUCCAAACUUUUCAAUCUCAGAGAUAUCGUUCGUGCGCUUUCCUGUUCGCGAGUUCAUGACGGUAGUCGACGGUGACGCGUUACCGCUCGCCAUGCCUGUCCCAGCCGAAUGUUACCUUGCCUCCGACGCGGCCUGUCCAACACCGGGCUCGCUUAUGCCGCCCGCCCCAAUCAAUGGACAACAGCCUGGCGUGGCCACGUCGGUGCUGUACAGCGGCUCCCAGUUUCGGGGCUACCAGAAGAGCAAAGGGAGCGCCUACGACGUGGAUGUUGUUUUGCAGCAUGUGACUCCGGAGGAUUCAUAUUUGUGUGGAUAUCUGAAGAUCAGCGGCCUGACUGAGGAGUAUCCAACGCUCACAACGUUCUUUGCUGGUGAAAUCAUAAGUAGAAAGAGGCCUUUUUUAACCAGGAAGUGGGAUGCUGAUGAGGACGUGGACAGGAAACAUUGGGGCAAAUUUCAGGCUUUUUAUAAAGUCGCCAAAAGCUUCAACUCUGACGAUUUUGACUAUGACGCACUGGAACGCAGCGAUUACGUCUUCAUGAGAUGGAAAGAGCAGUUCCUGGUCCCCGAUCACACCAUCAAGGACAUCAGCGGUGCGUCCUUUGCAGGCUUUUACUACAUCUGCUUCCAGAAGUCCACAGCCACGAUUGAGGGUUACUACUACCACAGGAGCUCGGAAUGGUAUCAGUCACUCAAUCUGAGCCACGUUCGAGAGCACAGUAUUCCCAUCUAUGAAUUCCGCUGAAAAAGAUAAUGUGUUUGUCACGGAGGGCUCAAACUCACGCCGCCCUGGUCUUCAAAUGGGAUGCGAAAAUAAAUAAAUAAAUGCGGGUGGCGAGAGAGCCACUGGCUGCCCAGAAGGGAGCCUGGAUCCCACUCGGUAUCUCGUAUGCUGCAAGGCGCUCCUUGAGUCCUGAGGAAGAGCGAAGGGCCAAUGGACACAAUGAACAGGUGUCACAGUGGCCGCAAGACCUGCUGAUGUCCACCUUUCACUUGUAAACUGGCUUUUUUUUUUUUUUUUAACACAUGCUACUUCUACUCACAAGAAAGACAACUUUGCCUUUUGAAGUCAAAGUAACUAAUACAUGACAAGAUGGCUUUCAGUCAAAUCUAAAUAAUGUAAUCUAGUGCAGUAACACAUUGCGUUUAAAUGAUUAUCAACCAUCAUGGACCAAUGAUCAAGAACCCGUUUCCAUAUUGUCAUGAUACAGCAAAUAGUUGUAAUUUUUUUUAAAUCGACAGAGAAAGCAGUUUACAGUAUGAAUGCUUUUUUUAAAAAUUUUUUUAAUUCAGUCACGUAACGUCACAUUCCGAUUGUGUCGUCAUUUUUGUGGCAGGAAAGUUGUUGCGCAAAGCAAUUUUAAUCCAGGUCCUGUGUGUGGUAAUAGCUGUAAUGCUUUUACUUUGAAAGCGCUAACGGUAUGGAUGCCGGGGGAAAAUUUCGUUAGUUUAGGAAGUCUAGGAAGACGUAUGUGCGACUACUGCUAGAGCUAAGUCUAUAAUAAACUUGCUUGCUUGAAACCGACUGCAUCUUAUUUACCCACAUUAGGACACCGUGACUGUCCUGGAAAAGUAGUGGUAAAGAUUUUGUAACUUAACAGGGAAAGUUACUUUGUGAAGACAUUGGAGGGUGUGUAAUAAACGUUCAGUGUUUUGAAAGCUUCACUCAAAAAAAAAAGAUUAAAAAUUGUAUUCCAAACUUUGUAAUGCCUCUCAAUUUGGUUAGAAUUUUGAGAGGUUGGGAUCUGUUUUAAGUGGUACUGACGACGAAAUGCACGCGGUUUGACACUUUUUGGGAUUGAUCACACCACACUGAAAAAUUGUUGGAUUCAUCUGUUUCCGUGGGGGAAAAUAAAUAACUGAUUUGUG